Messenger RNA from Belonocnema kinseyi, 3017 nucleotides. RefSeq names its product PTB domain-containing engulfment adapter protein 1-like. Bases 513 to 1943 code for a protein of 476 amino acids. The record is from RefSeq and is a predicted model, not a curated record. NCBI's taxonomy places the organism in Eukaryota, Metazoa, Arthropoda, Insecta, Hymenoptera, Cynipidae. The transcript has 9 exons.
UUGGACAUUAAACCUUAAACCUUCAGUUAUCUACCUUUCAACGUUUAAGCACUUUUGAAAUAGCGCGUUGGUGAUUUGCGGUCGCUUAGCUGGAAAAAGCCGAGCUGAUCACUUUUUGUCCCCGGGGGAUGAGGCGAAGAUCCCGGAAAUGAAACCAUUUACCUUUUAUUGCUGAACAGCCACUCCUCAGUAAAAUACAGAAGCACUUUGUGACUGGUUUUUGCAUUAAAAAUUGAAUUUAUAUUGCACAUUUUUUCAUAUUAGCGAAGAGUUAUUUAUAAAUCUGAAAAUUGUGUGCGAGGAUUUCACUAAACACGAAAGGAGCGGGUGUCUAAACGCGGAUAAUGUCAUAUUGGAUGAUGAAACGCGAAAGGAUUUGGCCUUCUUAUCCAAGGCUUGCAGCUCCAACGAUUAACAAUUUGCUGCACAUUGAGUAGCUUUUACGCGAGGUGCAACUGAUCCUGUGUUAGCCGCAGAAAUUUUGGAGUCGGUUGUAAGUCGAGGCCGACAAAAUGAGGAAUUCGACAUUGCUGAAAUGGGCACACAACUCGACCAAUAACAAAAACGGGUCCAACAAAAAUGGAAGUACGGGUAGAAACUGGAUACACCCACCGGAUGCACUUCAAAAAGGUCACAUCGCCUACCUAGUCAAGUACUUGGGCAGCACUGAAGUAGAUCAGCCCAAGGGUAUUGAUGUCGUUAAGGACGCAAUUUGUAAGCUCAAAUUCAACCAACAAAUUAGAAAGAGCGAAGGGACCAAAACCCCAAAAGUCGAACUCACCAUUAGUAUAGAUGGAGUGGCCAUUCAAGAACCAAAAACUAAAACUUCUGCAAAGCGAAUUCUUCACCAGUAUCCGCUGCAUCGGAUUUCCUAUUGCGCGGAUGAUAAGGGUGAGAAAAAAUUCUUCACGUUUAUCGCAAAAGAGGAAGAUGCAGAAAGGCAUACGUGCUUUGUUUUUGUGAGUGAUAAACUCUCGGAAGAAAUUACACUGACGAUUGGCCAAGCCUUUGAUUUGGCUUAUAAAAGAUUUUUAGAGACAUCUGGAAAAGAUUUAGAAGCUCAAAGGCGUUCUAUGGUUCUCAAACAGAAAAUUAAGCGACUUGAGCACGAGAAUAAUAUUUACAGACAGCGACUGCAAGACAUCGCUUCCAUCAAAGGAUCGGCGGAUAUUUCUUCGUAUCUUUCACAGCAUAAUAUUCCUGACAUUUUGCACGUUCCUGAGACACCUGCUGCAUCGUCAACGACGACGGCGUCAACGACAACGACGUCGAAUUCAUUAACGGAUAUUCCUCGAGUAAAUGGAGGCCCGACGAAAUUUAUUCUCAAUUCUAGCAACGAUACGAAUGGAAAUGCGUCAAAUGGUUCUCUACAGCCACCUCCAGUUCCUCCAAGGAGUUUCGAAAAAUCCUUUGAUGACGAUUUUAUCGCAAAAGACUCGCCGUCGACGCCUUCGCCGUCAGUCGGUACAAAAUUGGAGGGCCUUUUAAUGGACGAGUUCGAAGAAGAUUUCAAUCCUAGAGCCUUUGAAAGUGCAUCAAACGGAUUGUCAAAUCAUCAAUCCAAUAAUAAUCCUCUUUUGAAUGGACAAUCCUCUCCGGUUUCAAAUUUCUUCUCACAAUCUAAUGGAUUAAAUUCUCCUCCUCUUUUGGCUCCUCCGCCGAAAUCGAAGGACUCGAGGCGACAAAAUGGGGCAAAGGAGGAUCUUUUUGGUAGCGUUCCCUUCAAUCCCUCGCCUUUCGGGAAAAACGAUUUUAAUGAUCCUUUCGAAAUGGGAGAAUUUGGAAGCUCGACAGCAAGUUCGGGACCCAGUCAGCAGGAAUUAGAAAACGCUAUCGGUCUUCUGGACAAGAGGCUUCUAGAAAUGAAGGAUGGAUUUAGCAGAGGGCUUUCCAUCGGCACAGACGAUUUCUCACUCGAAAGUCUGGACCCGCUGCGAAACUAAAAACCCAACUAAAAUCCGAUGGAGCUCGAAUUUGCAAAAGAAAAGAAAAAACAAACAAGUGAGCGAAAACUGAUGGGACCACUCGAAAGGCCUGAAACCAAAAUUAGUCAAUUUACUAUCUACGAUAAUCGUAUUUAUGAAUCUCCGAUAUUUAUAUCGCUCAGUGAUUUUUAACCGCAUCUUCUCUGCGUUGAAAGCAGUCUUCACUAAUUUCUAAUUCAGAUAAUCUAUUUUAUCUCCCAUAAGGAAAAGAGACACUAAAAGAGUUCUAGAUUUUUAGAAAAUAAAGCCUCCAUCUCUCUGACAAAUUGAAAAUUUAAUUCUCUCAAUUUACACCGACUUUGAGUUUAAAUUAAAUUUCAAAAUUAAUCCUUGAGCUAGAAAACUAUAAAAUUUAAAAUUUUAAACUGCAACUUUAUACUCUGAGCAACUCUGAACUUAGAAUUUUUUUUAUUUCUCGCCACGAAUUUCAGUGUCGCAUAUCUCAAUCUGGAGGUGAGAAUCUCUCCUUUUAUGGAGAUGAAAGGAAUUUUUUUUCCCAUUAAUUUUUUUGUCGGCUGGGAAUUGUAAAAAAAAGCAAUAAAAGUAAAAAACGCCAUCGAUAGAUCACGCGGGCUGUGUACGUAUUCCAAGCGGACACGUGUGAAUAAACUAACCGAAGUAGAAUUAGAAUAAUAAUUAGUGUACAAAAGAAUUUUCCAUUUCCCGAUUAAAAAAAAAAAUUAAACACUGCUAUCUUAUAAGUGAAAAAUAUUUCUCUAGGCGAUUUAAUUUUUUUGUUUGAGACCUAGAAAUGAAUGUGCGUCUUUAAAUCCUAUUUUCACUUCUCGUCUUUUGUUUUUAGGAAGAUUGAUGAUAUUAUUAUUAUUAUUAUUAUUAUUAUUAUUAUUAUUACGAAAAAUAAGAUGCGAAGCGAUUAAUAAACUAGCUCGACGGAGCGAUUGUCAGUAAAAUACAUAUUAUUUAGAUUUAUUAUAGAAAGAGAAAGGAGAUACAUUUGACAUCGAAUAUAUGUAAUGAGAUCUGGAUUAUGUACAUAUGGAAUUCUUAUAUUGUUGCUCUAUUGUUUAAGUA